Messenger RNA from Centropristis striata (black sea bass), 5614 nucleotides. It is a transcript of the gene pias2, whose product is annotated as protein inhibitor of activated STAT, 2. Bases 79 to 1740 code for a protein of 553 amino acids. Lineage: Eukaryota; Metazoa; Chordata; Actinopteri; Perciformes; Serranidae. Gene Ontology annotation, biological process: regulation of transcription by RNA polymerase II; protein sumoylation. The record is from RefSeq and is a predicted model, not a curated record. The transcript is spliced from 14 exons. Gene Ontology annotation, molecular function: transcription coregulator activity; zinc ion binding; SUMO ligase activity.
AAUGGGCUAGAGCCGGCCCUGAAAUAAGGUCCUGACUGGACCUCCACCGCCCAGCUGUGGCGUCACCCGGAAGUAGUCAUGCUGGCUGGGCGGGAUGACGGAACAACAAGAUGGCCGAGAGUGAAGAGUUUCGGGAAUCAUUCCUGUAACACAGACUUCAGCCUGUUGACUGGUGAAACAGCCGUGUGGCACGACACCAAAACCAGCAUGAAUCUCCAGCAGCCAGCACCUCUCAUCCCCCCUGUCCACCCGGAUGUGCAGAUGAAGCCCCUCCCCUUCUAUGAUGUGCUGGACGUCCUAAUCAAGCCUUCAAGUCUAGGAGCAAGUCCUGCACAGAGGUACCACCAAGAAAAAUAUUUUAUCUUUGCCUUGACGCCACAGCAAGUUCGUGAAGUAUGCAUAUCCAGGGACUUUCUACCAGGUGGCAGAAGGGACUACAUGGUUCAAAUUCAACUGAGGUUUUGUUUGUCAGAGACAAGUUGCCCGCAAGAGGAUAACUAUCCAAACAGUCUUUGUAUAAAGGUCAAUGGGAAACUUUUUCCUUUGCCAGGUUAUGCACCACCACCAAAAAAUGGUGUGGAACAGAAGAGACCAGGAAGACCAUUAAACAUUACUUCCCUUGUCCGACUUUCCUCUGCAGUGCCCAACCAGAUUUCAGUGACAUGGGCGCCUGAAAUUGGAAAAACCUAUUCUAUGUCUGUGUACCUGGUGAGGCAGCUGACAUCACCACUGCUCCUGCAGAGGCUGAGGAUGAAGGGCAUCAGAAACCCAGACCACUCCAGAGCACUAAUUAAAGAGAAGCUGACAGCAGAUCCAGACAGUGAGAUUGCUACCACAAGCCUUCGAGUCUCGCUAAUGUGCCCGCUGGGUAAGAUGCGACUGACGGUGCCAUGCCGGGCGGUGACCUGCUCUCACCUGCAGUGCUUUGACGCUGCCCUCUAUCUGCAGAUGAAUGAGAAGAAACCCACCUGGAUUUGUCCUGUGUGUGACAAGAAGGCUGCAUACGAAAGUCUCAUCAUUGAUGGUUUAUUCUUGGAGAUCCUGAAUGACUGCUCGGAUGUGGAUGAAAUUAAGUUCCAGGAGGAUGGAACCUGGUGUCCCAUGAGACCAAAGAAAGAGGCCGUCAAAGUCCCCUCUCAGUCAAUUCCAAAAAUUGAGACCUCAGCUCCUUUACGCCAGUCUUCAGUGGUGCCCCAUUCUACUGAGCCUAGCACCACUAAGAAGGCUGAUGUGAUUGACCUGACUCUGGAAAGCUCCUCCUCCUCCUCUGAUGAAGAGGACACAGACCCUCCACUGAAGAAACGAUGCAUUUACAUUUCAAAGACUGAGGAUAUGCAUGCGAAGGGAGUGUUGACCUUCCAGCCCACUGUGCGCGUGCCAAACGUCCAGGCCCUGGAUCCAUCGUAUUUGACCUCUACGCUUGCUGACUAUGCAGUCCCCUUUCACCCAUCCACCCUGGCCACCAUCCCAACAGAGAUGCAGAGUCUGGAUUUAUUUUCCUUAAUUCAAGCAGAUCCUCAGCAUUACCGACCACAGAUGUUUCUGGACAACCUGACAAGCAGCAUGCAAAGUGCAGCUGCAGCCAGCACCAGCUCAGCCCUGGUCUCCUCCUCCAGCAGCCACUAUGACACCAGCCCUCAUGCUGCCAGCUCCAUCCACGAGACCCGGGUCAUCACAGGAGGAGGGGGCGCUGGAGGAGGGACUGACAGCGUCAUAUCGGAUAUUAUUUCACUAGACUGAACCACGUGUCACUGGACCUUUUCAGGCCUGUUUUUUGUGGCCUUUUUAGUGAGACUAUGUGGAUAUGCCAUGUUGAAUUUUACACAGAAGCACCCAAAUUGGUAUACAUGAACACUUUGAUGGCCUAAAUAUUUUCAUGUGAUGUUGAAAACUGUAUCCAGACAUUUUUUUUUUCUUUUUGCCCUUGGGUUUUCCAAUUUCACAUGAGUUUUGUAUCCUGUCUGCUGUGAUAAGAUGAUGUAAUGGUUUGAUGGUCAAGGAAAGGAUUGGGUCAAAGAUUUAUUCACCUGGGAAAUAUUUUCAUGUCUUGUCAUACAUACUUUCAACACAUUAGAUCAAAGCAAAGGGAUUGAUUUAGCCUUAGUUUAAUCUAAUACUUGGUAUUUGUGCCUUGGUUAAGUCUAAUAUUUACUGUUAUUUUAACCUUGGUAUAAUCCAACAUUCCCUGGUAUUUUUGCCUUGGUUCAGUCGAAUACUUCCUUGUAUUUUAUGACUGGUUUAAUCCAAUAUUUCUGGUGUUUUAACUUUGGUUAAUCCAAUUUUCUGUUGUUUUUUUUUUUAGCCGUGGUUGUGUCUAGUUUCCUGGUGUUUUAGCUCUGAUUUGGUCUGCCACUUCUUUGGAAAGUCUCUGUUUUCCUCUGUCUCUUUUCAUGCACUACUCAUUGAUCUCUGUGCCAUUGUGUGUCAGAAAUGAAGCAUACACUCGGUGGGCCGGCACUGCCCUCACAUUACAGCUGUUUCUGUGCUCAUAUAAAAACAUUGCCUGGGAAACUAUAAUUAGUAGUUUCUUUAAAUUUCAUGAUACAGUACCAUCAUGAACUGAACAGCUAGUCUUGCAGCCAUGCAUAUAUAGGUGCAACACCCUCCUCUCUGUAGACUUUUUCCUGGCACAGAGAUAAAUGUCUAUAAUACUUUUUUCCAUGUUGCUCUACUGUAGGAAAUAUUUAGAACAUUGAACUCCUCAUUUAUACCAAUUUGUUUACUUUCUAAAUACAUGUAAAUCUGAUUUCAUCUUAUCCUGGCCUGGUUCACCUGAACUGUGCCUCAUUAACACGGAGCAGUCAGAACGGAUGGAAGAAGAGCUUGAACUGUGCUCUCAGCAAGAUGUUUCAUUCAACAUCGUUGAAAGUUAAACGUAGAAAAAGACUUGUAUACUCAUAAACAUACUGUUGACUGUAAACAUGAAAGGCAAGUCAGUAAUUCUAAUGUUUUCAUUGGUUCUAACAGAUCUUAGUCAAUACUUGAGGUUUGUUACAGGGCAGCUUUCAUAUCAUACCAACCUGAAAUGUUCCUUUGUAAUUUAGUCAGAGCAAUAAUAAUUUAUCUAGUAUUAGGUGAGGUUACAGUUUGUAAAUGUAGAUCAGAUGCUCCGUAAAUGAUUCCAGCUGGUCCAUACCACUCUGCCUCCCCAUUUAAAUCUCUUUCUUUUGGGUAUGGUCAAUUUAUUGUCUUGCAUAAGUUGCAUACAUUGGUUUUGUGCUGUUAGAGAAUUACACUUAAAGGAAUAGUUCAAAAUACUGUGAAGUGAUCAAAUGGAUAUCAAGCUAAUGUUUGUCUAAGUACAGAUGUGGAGUCAAAAUGGGGUUAGCCUAGCUUAGCAUGAAUAAAAGCAGAGGACACAGCUAGCCUGGUUCCAAAAUAAGACACCUCUAAAGCUCAUUAAUGGACAUGCUGUAUCCCAUUCGUUUGUUCCUUACGCAAGGGCAGCCUAGAUGUUGAAGUGUCCUUGGGCAAGAUUCUGGACCUCAAAUGCUGCGGUCAUCAGUUGACAGGUGGCCGUUAAGGAUAGCCUCGGCCACCAGUGUGAAUAAGUGUGAACGGGUGAAUGAGCUUUGGAUAAAAGCGCUAUAUAAGCGCAGUCCAUUUACAAACAGAGAUUAAGUAAUUACAUUACACAACCACAACCCCACCGUGGGCUGCACGGUGGGGUAGUGGUUAGCACAGGUUGCCGGUUCAACUCCGGCUCUUCUGUGUGGAGUUUGUUCUCCAUGUGUCAGCGUGGGUUCUCACCGGGCAUUCCGGCUUCCUCCCACAGUCCCAAAACAUGCACUGAGGUUUAAUUGGUGACUCUCCGUAGGUGUGAAUGAGAGCUUGAUUGUCUGUCUCUAUAUGUCAGCCCUGUGGUAGUCUGGUGCCCAAUGUCAGCUGGGAUCGGCUCCAGCCCCCCGCGACCCGAGUACGGAUAAGCAGUUUAGGAUAAUGAAUGAAUGAAUGAAGUUGUUAAAGGGAGCAUUAUUUGUUGCCCCAGGCUACCUCUGUCCAGUCUUUAUGCUAAGCUAUGCAACCCAAGCCCUGACUCCAGCUCUGUGCUUUAAACAACCAGAACAUCAUUAUUAGGGGUCCAAGCCCGAUCGAUCCCAUUAACAGCGGAGCUGGGAACCCUAUUGAAAUUGCAAAGAUUAUUAUUUUUAUUAUUAUGUUUUAGGCAAGUGCGGGCCGACUUGCGUUGCUUCUGCAGGACGCGGGGUCCGACCUGCACAGGAGGCUUGGACCCCGUUGAUGUCUCCUCGCAGGUCUAGUUCAUCUUCUCAUCACAUGCUCAGAAAGAAAGUAAAUAACUGCAUUUCUUAAAAUGCUGAACUGUUCGUUUAAAUGUUCUCACAAACGUGCAUCAUCAGCUUUGACUAGCAUGAGACGGUUUGACAUAAUGUGAAUAAAAAAGUGUGUUUGCCUCUAAGUUGGUGUAAAACAUCGGAAAGGUUCAUGCUGCCAAAGAUGUGAUCUUCUGUAUUUCUCCUGAACUCUGGCCUCUGCUUUAUUUGGAUUCUGUCAUAUGUUGAUAAUGCUGUGUCGGUGUAAGAAGGAUAUGUCAACAUAUACAUUUAAGCCCACUUUCUCACGGUUGACAGCAAGCAGUUACAUAACAAGCUAUAAACAGGGCAGCUACUGUAUCACACAUAUAUUUUCUGGAUUACUUGCUGUGCAUGUGGACUCCCAGCCAUCUGGAGCUCAAUCUCAGGGACCUACAUUUACCACACUUUUUUGUGCUUGAUGUACUGAGUGAAUUCAAAUACUGACACAUAGAAACAACAUAACAAUAUUAUAACAGAUUUUGGGGGAAAAAGAUCACUUCGCUCUAGCUGUACCUAGUUGGGCGACUGGUUUGCUUUAUGUGAGCAUUUUUUAAGAUAUCUGCCUCAGACAUUUCUGUCUCCACAGAAUUUUGCUGACAAAUCAAGUUUUAAAAACUAAACUGUUUUUCCUAUGUGUUUUCUAUGUGUUUUUCUCAUAAUCAGUAUCUCCUUUUUGGAUAGUUUGACUGGAGACAGUCUAUAUUGGACCUACUAAAAAAACUGAUGCUAGAUUUAAUUUUUUCAUUGUAUUGUGGAGGCAGAAACCUCAGAGACUGAUAUGUUGAAACCUGAACAAAUAAAACCUAAAGUAUCUCCAUGCAGAGGUACCACUGAUGGCAGGUGAGAAAAUAGGUUUGAGUAAUUUUGGUGAAGCAAAAUUCAACAACAAAUGUAAUUCGUUUUUUAUCCUACCAUUACAGUGUCUAUACUCAGAAGAAAACCAUAUUAGUGGGGAGUGUUUGCAUAGAGAUCACAGCUUUGUAAAUGAUUCAUUAGACUGUUGACCCAUCUAUUUACCUGCAGGCUGAUGCUUGUCAUGUAUGUGGAUUUUUAUUUUUUGUACUAUUCAUACUUUUUAGAGUUUGAAACAUAAUCCAGAUCACUUGGACAUUUCUCAUUUGUCACCACAUAAACAGACUCAGAGAAAAGUACUCAUUGUUAUUUGGUUUGGAUUCACAAGGUUUAUUACAGGAUGGUUUAUUAAAAGUGUUUUUGUUUUCCUGUGUCUGUAAACUUGCAGCAUUUUGGAUUGUGGUACAAUGUGUGGGUGUUUUUUUAUUAUUAAAAGUUUUCUUUUUGUA